This is a messenger RNA of Salmo salar (Atlantic salmon), 4467 nucleotides long. RefSeq names its product RALY RNA binding protein like b (gene ralylb). NCBI's taxonomy places the organism in Eukaryota, Metazoa, Chordata, Actinopteri, Salmoniformes, Salmonidae. The record is from RefSeq and is a predicted model, not a curated record. Gene Ontology annotation, cellular component: nucleus. Gene Ontology annotation, molecular function: RNA binding.
AACACAACCAGCUCAGUCAUAACUGUAGAAUGAUAAGGACUACCUCUUUUACUUUUGGAGAGCGGCGAGCCGUUCGGAGAGUAUUCGGCUUCAGCUGUUCUACGCUAGUCGCUCAUUGCUGGAUGUCGGGCUGAUUCUGAGUCACAUGACAGAACCGGAGGCUGAGAUCUAGAGAAAAGCACAUCAUUUCGGGCUUGCACCGCCAUACUGUAUUUUGUGCCAUAUCACAUUUUUAUUGCAACAUUUUACUCCCGCUCGGUGAGUACAUUUCCAAUGGCUUUUUCUAAGCAUUUUUUGUCUUUUUAAUUACUCUUUUUAUUUUUCCUCCUUUUGCUGGUGUUUAAGAUGAUAUUUGAAGUGGUGGUUUUUAGCGUUUUUCCAUCCAGGCUUCAAGUUUUUAGCAUGCAGUGAUUCUGAAUCUUGUGUACCGAGAUGGGUAACGGUUUGCAUCGGGCACUGGAGAUUCGUGCUUGCAGUCUUGUGAAAUCAUGAAACUGGUUUUUCAACCAAGCGGGUUGUCAGUCUAAUAUUUUUCUAAUGUGGUUUUACUGGUGGUUUUCAAACAUUUUUAUUUUUUGUUUCUGUCGACUUUUGCUGUUGCUAUGCUUUGCUUUGUAUUUUGCAGUGUUGUUUAUACGAGUUUUGUGAUUUUGGUGUCUCGGUGCUCACUGACCAAGCCUUUGCUUUUAUUUUGGUCCUCUUUUCUUUAAAGGAGUCAUUUUUAAACCUGAUGACGUUUUAACUUGAAACUUUUCUUGCAGCUCACUGAUCACAGGUUUGUUUCUUUUUGUGUUUCUUUCAUUUUUUCGAUUUAUUAUACUUUUGCAGAUAUCAGUGUCAAGUAUUUUUGGAAGUAUCAUUUUUCAUAGAUGGUGCUGAGUGGACGAGGAGUGUUUUGAUUCUUGGGUCAAUGCGUUUUUGUUUUCUGUUUCAACGAGGAUGAACAGACAUUCUCCCUUUGCAGGAGGGCAACCGGAGGAGGAUGACCGGUAAGAUUCAGACCAGCAACGUGACCAACAAGAAUGACCCGCGCUCCCUCAACUCCAGAGUCUUCAUCGGCAACCUCAACACCGCCAUCGUCAAGAAGACCGACAUCGAGGUCAUCUUCGCCAAGUAUGGCAGGAUCGUAGGCUGCUCUGUUCACAAGGGCUUCGCCUUCGUCCAGUACAUCAGCGAGAGGAAUGCUCGCGCCGCCGUGGCCGGAGAAAACGCACGUAUCAUCGCUGGACAGUCGCUCGACAUAAACAUGGCAGGGGAGCCCAAACCGUACCGGCCCAAGCCAGGCUCCAAACGGCCGCUGUCGGCUGUUUACAGUGGUUAUGAAUUUGACUAUGACUACUACAGGGAUGAUUUCUACAGUCGGCUGUUUGACUACCACGGCCGGGUGGCCCCACCCCCCAGGGCGGUGAUCCCCUUGAAGCGCUCCCGGGUCCUGGCUCCAUCCACACGACGUGGGAAGACAUCCUUCCCCAUCAAGACCACCUCCUCUUCCUCCUCUUCCUCCAGACCACCCACCUCCUCCUCCUCCUCUACCUCUUCCGGACUCAAGUCAGUGAAGACGGACCAGCUCCAGACCAUUAAACGAGAGCUAACUCAGAUCAAGAUAAAGAUCGACUCCCUGCUGGGUCGCCUGGAGAAGAUCGAGAAACAGCAGAGAGCCGAGUCCGAGGCUCAAAGAAAGUACGAGGACAACUGUGACUCUCUCCAUGAGGAGUCUGUGUCGGAGACAGCUGAGAACUCCGGGGAGGAGGCUGGCAACAGGGCACUGGAUGUCGAGGCCGGAGAGAUGACCGACGGGGGCGAGGAUGACUACGACGAAGAGGGCAGCCAUCAUCUGAUAGAGAACCAUGUUUCUGACAUUGACAACUGAGAACAGGAUGAGGGAGCGGACAUCUCUCCGUCUUCUCUACAGCAUCAAGAGACAUCCUCAUCACCUCCUAGAGAAAGCAAAGGAUCUCUGGGGAAGGAACCAUUGUGUGGUGUAAAAACAAGAUGGCAGUCUCCUUCUUUUCCAUCUCUCUCUCUCUGUGUAGCGGAGACGUUGAACAACAUUCAGAUGCCCCUCUGUGCAGCAGUAACUAUAUGAAUAUGGCCUGCUGCUGUCAGAAAAAAUAUAUUAUUUUACUGCAUCUGCCCUAAUUCACUCCUAGAUAUUCAAUUUGCAAUUGUUUUCAAGAGACUGAUUCAAUCAUAUUGAUGCUAGAGAGAGAAGAAAAUACUCAUUAAAAUUGUAGGGGAGUGGGAUAUUUGUUGAUGAUAACUGUCAUUCCCUUGAGUUAUGUUCAUAUCUGUUUGUGUAUGGCUUUUAUUUUCAGUGCUGAACACAGUCAAAGAGGAUCAGCGUUUACAUUUUCGUCCUGUCGAUUUGAUCUGUUUUUUUCCCCCCAUUUGGCCCGAAAGUAAUAAAUUAUGAUAGAUCAUGCACUAUUGAGAUCACAAAUGUUUAGCUUUUUUAAGGAUUUGGAAAGGUACAGAGGAGCAUCAGUCUUACCCAUGCAUAAGCGAUCGCUUUAGCGUAACUUUUGCAGAUUUUUCCAGAUUAUCCAUUUAUCACAUGCAUGCCCUGGGGGGAUGAUCCAUUCUUUAUCCUGAACUCCUACCAAAUUUCAAAGGGGAGAACGGGCUUCCUGUGAUAGCCAGCCAACAUCUGCUUUGGCUUCCUACCAGGGAACAGUGUCUCGCUGUAGUCGGCCCCGCACAGUUUGUACUACCCAGCAUGUAUCCCUCUGUAGGAAGCUGUGCCCUCUCUCUCCACACGGAUCUGACCUGUACUCGGGAAAGGAGACAAGGAGAGAAACGUGUGUUCUUUUGCCUUAUUUGAGCUCACUGCACCACCACCGCAGCACCACAUGCGCAGAGGCUUCAAAACCUAUCCGAGCAAAAAUGAAAAGAGGGAGAAUUAUAGUGCUGUACUGUCACUUAUCUCAUCCAAUUUAGAAAAUCAGCCAAAUUGAAUAAUUAACAGAAUUGGUCCCAAUGAACUAAUUAGACUAUUUUUAACUCAUUAUUGGGAUUGGAUGUUGAAAUAUUUUUUUCUGUUACUGAAAUUAGUAUUUUUAUGUUGUUGAUUUUGCUGAUUUUUCAUUGUUAUUGAGUCACCUGAUAGGUGAAACAGAUUCAAGGUUUCAGAUAACCUAAAUAGAAAGAGAAGAGGAUUAUAUUGAUACACAUUCUUGUACACUUUGUAGGUUGAGAUUUCUCUGCUGAAAGAGGUGUUUGUAUUUGGAGUAGAAUUAAAAAGGUUCAGAAACUGCCUCUGCACAAUAGUUGAUUUUCGUACAAUCCACACAAAUUUGACUUCUGCUUAUUAAUAUUAUCACUACUUUUGUAUUGUGGAAUGUCUUUAAGAAAAUGGUCAUACCACUACCUGUUUUGAUUUCACAAUGAUAUAUCCCAUUCAUUACUCUCAAAAACAUAGUUUGAAAUUCAAUCAGGCCGUCACUGCAGUACAUCCACACUGCAGAAACACAUUGUCACUAUACCACUCAAAGCAUAUUUUAAGUAGAUAAAGUAAUACAUUAGAUAAUUAUGUAGGCCUACUAGGUGGAUCAAGAGAAAUGCUCAUUUUGAUUCUAUUGAAAGGGUUUUUAGCCUCGAUGGUUCAGCAGUGUGGAUUUAUUGAAAUGUAGGCUUUGAUUGAAUCCUUAGCAGACACCAUUGAGUGGAGAAAAAGAGUCUCGAUAGACCAAUUAUUUGGGUUUGUUUGUUUAUUGACGGGUAAUGCAAUUAGUUAUAUGUCAUGUUUUGCAUACAAGGUCAUCUUUAACUCAAAUCUAACUCCAUAAUUUUGUCUGCGGUUUAUGCUACUCUGCACCUUGCAAAUCAAAGCAAACCUUGCUAUCAAAAGCAACAAGUGUAAUUUGGUGCCAGUGGAGAGGAUUAACCAAAAACCAUGGAAACAUCACAGAGUUGGAUAUGAUCUUAAAGCCCGGAAAAUUAGAUGAUCGUGACCUUGUUGCAAUUGACCCCCUGUGUUUAAAAUAAUACUGUACUUGGGUUGGGAGUGGAAAAGGGUAUUUUAGAGAUGUGCAAUUAAAAAAUAUUGUUGCAUAGAAAUGUACAUUUUUGUAAAGAUAUUUUUAUGAAUGGCAUGUUUAAUCUGUGUUUUUCAUUUGAAUGUAUAUGGUUGCAACUGUUGUAUGGCUAUAGGGUCCAUUGCAUAGAACAUAAUACGAUGACGUGUCAUUGAAAAUAAAAGUGUUUUAUUUGUUUUCUCUUGUCGAUAAAAUGUUUCUGAUUUAUGUCAUGUAAUUUGAAUGACACACAUUUUAUUUUACUUUGAAAAUAAAUAUAAACUGAAAGACAACUGAAAUGAUAAUAUAUUGUCAAUAAUAAUGCAGUUAUUGAUAGCUAUUUACAAUACAUUAUCUUUGUGUUAAAUUUCAUCACACAUUUUAGAUGUUCUAAAUUCUCUUGGUAAUGUUAAGGCAAACCUAGAAAACUAUUAUUAAAUGGGCAGACCAUGAA